This is a messenger RNA of Silurus meridionalis, 2556 nucleotides long. It is a transcript of the gene adck2, whose product is annotated as aarF domain containing kinase 2. The record is from RefSeq and is a predicted model, not a curated record. Gene Ontology annotation, cellular component: mitochondrion. NCBI's taxonomy places the organism in Eukaryota, Metazoa, Chordata, Actinopteri, Siluriformes, Siluridae.
UUAACGGUGGCACCGGAGAGAGUGCGGCCAAAUUUCAUAGCAAGGAUGAAUGAAAACAUAAACGCAACCAUGUGCUGUUUCAGGGUGAUGUGGCUGAACCGGUGCUGUAUAUCGAGUCGUACUUAUUAGCCGAAUAGUUCAAAUAAACGUUUAUUGAUUUUAUCGAUCAGUUUUAUUGAUCGUCUAUAGCCUGAUGUUUCCUGUAUACAGUAGGUGAUACACCUUAUAGGUUGCUUUCCGAAGCCUCAGGUUUACCAUUCAGAGAGUCUCAGUGUCCAUUCGAAUGAUCCCAUCCAGAACUUUGUUGGUGAAAAGGAGCUAUCAGAUUCUUUCUCGAACCCCAAAGAUGGUGUUGUGGUGUUGGGCGGCUAGUGGAUUUACUUACGCUUCAGCCCAGGAGGCAGUGCUUCCUCGGAGAACUACAGAAAAAAAGUCCCUUGCCAAAGUGCAGGUCCACAGACUGACCUUUGUGUUCAGGCUGGGCAUCCGUGCCUUGGUCCUCCUGCUGAAAUUCAGCCCAUUGUUGCUUCUGUACCCACUGAGCCUGCUCUCGAAGCACUGGGCCACAUGCUGGCUUAACGCCCUGCUCUGGGUCACAGAGACAUCCGGGCCGACGUUUAUCAAACUGGGCCAGUGGGCCAGUACACGACGAGACAUCUUCUCUCAGGAAUUCUGCGAUCGAUUUUCUCGCCUCCAUGUCAAGGUGCAUCCGCAUUCUUGGAAUCACACUAAGCAAUGUCUGAGCCGAGCUUUUGGGGAAGGAUGGAGGCAGCUCUUCGUCUUUGAGAGUAAGGAGCCUGUGGGCUCAGGAUGUGUGGCACAGGUGUAUCGGGCUAAGGCUUGUGUGGCAAGCGUGAAAGACCCAGCAUUCCAGCAGCUGGUGGAGGGGCUUGAGAAGGAGGAUCUCCUGGAAGCCUGGGAGGUUCCUGGUUUGGGAGGCACUUUGGGUUAUUUAUGGGGGUCAGAGAAAGGAGAUGGAGAGACGUCUGAGAACUUGGAUGGAGGUUCUGCUGAGCUUAGACAUGAAGAGGAUAAGGGGUUAAUACCAGUAGCAAUUAAGGUGCUUCAUCCUGGCAUCAGGAGACAAGUUCAGAUAGACCUGAUUCUGAUGAAGGCAGGCAGCAUGCUCAUCAGCUGCUUACCAGGCCUGAAGUGGCUCAGUCUCCCUGAAAUCGUGGAUGAAUUUGAGAAGCUCAUGACUAAGCAGAUUGACCUUCGUUUCGAAGCCAAGAACAUGGAAAAGUUCAAGAACAACUUCAAGGAUUUGGAAUGUAAGUUUCCAACACCACUAAGACCAUUUGUCACAAGUACUGUCCUGGUUGAGACGUAUGAGGAGAGUGAACCCAUUUCGAACUACCUUAAAUCAGAUGUUUCUGUGGCUAUGAAGCAGAGAAUUGCCCGCAUGGGGGUGGACACGCUGCUGAAAAUGGUGUUUGUGGAUAAUUUUGUCCAUGGAGACCUGCAUCCAGGGAAUAUCCUUGUUCAGGUGGAUCAGGGAAUCUCGGGCCAGGACAAAGCCACUCUGACAGAUCUGUGGGACACGGUGGUGGUUAGCAUGAGACCUUCACCUCCUCCCUUACAGCUGGUGCUGCUGGACGCAGGAAUCGUAGCCCAGCUGAGCGAAGAAGACCUGCGUAACCUGAGAGCCGUAUUUACUGCCGUCGUUCUCCAGCAGGGGGAGCAGGUAGCAGAGCUGAUUCUACACCAUGCCAGGGCCAACGAAUGCCAGGAUGUGCCACGCUUCAAAAAGGAAAUGGCUGAGCUCGUGGACCUUGCUGUGAGUGAGACGCUGUCUCUGGGGAAGAUUCAGGUGUCGGAGCUGCUGUCGCGGGUGUUCGGCUUGCUAAUCCGCCACAAGGUGAAGCUGGAGAGCAACUUUGCUUCCAUUGUGUUUGCCAUCAUGGUCCUGGAAGGUUUGGGCAGGUCACUGGAUCCGAACUUGGACCUGCUAAAAAUCGCUAAACCUCUGUUGUUAAAGAACUGCACCUCGUUUCUUUCCUGAACUCUUUACAAUUAUGCACAUUUUGAGCCAGUGUCUGAAUGUAGCCUAGACAAAUAAACCUCCUGUACUUAAUCUAGAAACUUAAUAUUUACAGCAGUUGUUCCUUUACCAAAGAUAAUGGAUAACACCUACAUACAAUGGGACAAUGGGACAUCAUAGCCAGUGUGUGUGAUGGAUUUUUUAUUUUAUUUUAAGAAAAUAUUUGUAACUCUUGAUCCUUUUUUAACAUUAUAGUGAAGCCUCAGACUGUUUUUCAGCAUAACAAGCUUUAAUGCUUUCCACAUUAUCGACUGAAGACCUCAUCAUCCUGCCUGCCAGGAAACACUGCUUACACACACACACACACACACACACACACACGUAAGCUCUUUAGGAAUUCUGUAUUACCUGAAUGCAUCAUGUGUUAAGACCGAUCUGAAAUGACCCUGGAAAUAUGAUGCAGAAUGAAAUACAUAUCCAUAAAUUGUACGUAUGUAAUUUUUUUUUAUUAAUUGAAUCUUUGUGUCUCUAAAAUCAAUAAAAUAUGGAGGUACUUUCCUGAUAUUUGAUUUACA